UCAGCCUGAGUGCGCUGGUGUUUUAGGAGAGUAAUCAUGGUGUAAACACACGACCAUGGCUGAUGAGAGAGAAGGAGCUGAUAAUAAUAACAUUAACGACGAUAAUAUGGGGAACCAGCUGCAGCUUUUACCGGCGAAUGAGGAGGAAGAGGAGGAAGAUGACAUGGAGACCGAGGAUCGGGACAGCGAGGGUGCUGAAAAGCCGAGCAUCAUCAACUUCGACCCCAGCCUGCCCACGUCACAUGCUUACCUGGGUUCAGACAUGGAGGAGUUCCACGGGCGCACUCUUCACGAUGACGACAGCGUGCAGAAUCUUCCCGUCCUCCCUCACGCCGCCCUCAUCCUGAUCCCAGGUCAGACGCUGCCGCUGCAGCUCUUCAGACCUCAGGAGGUCAGCAUGUUCCGCAACCUGGUCAGCCACGACCGCACAUUCGCCGUGCUGGCACACAGUCCGGAUGCGGCCGGAGGAGAGCUGAAGGCGGAGUUCGGGACGACGGCAGAGAUCUACGCCUUUCGUGAGGAGCAGGAGUACGGCAUCGAGACGGUGAAAAUCAAAGCUAUCGGACGUCAGCGCUUCAAAGUGCAUGACAUUCGCACGCAGGCAGAUGGGAUUCGUCAAGCUAAGGUGCAGAUUUUGCCCGAAAGGAUUCUGCUGGACCCUUUGAGCGCGCUGCAGCUUUCACCCCGCUUACACCGGCGCGUUCCAGACGCCACACCCGCACUACCACAGAGCCAAGCACACCGCUGCCACACCUACAGACAGAGGAGGUUGUAUCCUGCAAGUAUGACCCCAUGGCCCUCCUGGGUUUACGCCCUGUACGACUCGGAGACUCUAAUGAGCAGAGUUAAGAAACAGCUCCAUGAAUGGGAUGAGAACCUCAAAGACGAGUCACUGCCUACUAAUGCUAUAGAUUUCUCCUACAGGGUGGCCGCGUGUUUGCCGAUAGACGACGCUCUCAGACUGCAGCUACUGAGGAUCGGGAGUGCUAUUCAGAGACUCCGUUGUGAGCUGGACAUCAUGGACAGGUGCACGUCUCUGUGCUGUAAAAAUUGCCAGGACACUGAGAUCACGACCAAGAACGAGAUCUUCAGCCUGUCUCUGUGCGGGCCGAUGGCAGCUUACGUCAACCCUCACGGCUAUGUCCAUGAGGCUCUGACCGUGUACAAGGCCAGCAACCUGAACCUGAUCGGGAGACCCUCCACACUGCACAGCUGGUUCCCAGGGUACGCGUGGACCAUCGCACAGUGCCGGACCUGUGGUUCUCACAUGGGCUGGAAGUUCUCAGCUGUGAAAAAGGAUCUGAGUCCUCAGCGAUUCUGGGGUCUGACUCGCUCUGCACUCUUACCCACAAUCCCUCAGAGCGAGGAGGGUGUGGACGGCUCACGCCUGCUCUGCCUGUAACCUCAGCACGACGCAUACGCACACACAUCCUGAUCAUAUCAGCCUUCCUCCCUCACACUCCGAGCGACCGAGACACGCAGGAAGGAGAUUAAAAAAAAAAAAACAUGGUGCAGGAGGAGGAAGAGGGAGAGAAGGAAAUGAAACAAGCACUGUGAGGCACUGAGAGUGUUUUCACUUUAAUUAAAUUUAUUACAAUCAGAACGUCACACAAACCGUGUUUUUCCCCAACAUAGCCGUGUGUGUACAUAAAAAAUAUCACAUCAUCUUGUAGGGUUUUGUGUCUUUUUGGUUUUUUUUUUUAUGUUUAUCAGUAGGAUUUUCUGUAAAAUGACGGAUUUUGUGUGAUGAUCUCUUAUUGGCCAAAACAAGAUGAUGAUGCUCAGUGUGUAUAGAUGUGUCAGGUAUAGAUAGAUAGAUAGAAAUGGACAGUUUGGGAUUUAUUUAUUUAAAAAAAAAAAAAAAGAUCUUACCAUUGACGAAUCAUCAGAGACCUGACUUUAUCAACUGUAUUUUUAUAUUUUUCACAUCUGUUUUCUCCCAUCUCUCUUUUCUCAAUGACAGUGUUUUUGGAUGUACAUACUGUAUCUCUGGUAAGAUGUAUGUUUAUAGUAAGAUCUGUGUGUAGAUUGAGAACUUGGAGUUAUAAAGGACUUACAAUACACAUUCAUUAAUAUAUAUAUAUAUACACGCACACACACACAAUCAGCUUGUGCAUAUUUCAUCAGUCUCAUGUUGCGGUGCAAUCGCUGGCGUAUUUAUGACCGUAAUAGUCCAAGAAUUCAUGCUAAUCAGUACUGAAUACGCUAAUAAAACCUGGAAUGUGCA
Messenger RNA from Neoarius graeffei (lesser salmon catfish), 2227 nucleotides. It is a transcript of the gene crbn, whose product is annotated as cereblon. NCBI's taxonomy places the organism in Eukaryota, Metazoa, Chordata, Actinopteri, Siluriformes, Ariidae. The record is from RefSeq and is a predicted model, not a curated record. Gene Ontology annotation, biological process: protein ubiquitination. Bases 56 to 1402 code for a protein of 448 amino acids. Gene Ontology annotation, cellular component: Cul4A-RING E3 ubiquitin ligase complex. The transcript is spliced from 11 exons.